Molecule: messenger RNA, 3027 nt
Organism: Morus notabilis
Lineage: Eukaryota; Viridiplantae; Streptophyta; Magnoliopsida; Rosales; Moraceae
Exons: 8
Coding region: 589-2877 (762 amino acids)
Source: RefSeq, a predicted model, not a curated record
UUCAGAUUGAAUUUUGAGCCUAAUAUCACGUUCGAUUCUCUGCGCAUACCUGCUUUUCACAUGCCUUGUUACCGUUGCUUGCCAUUCAUUGUCGUUUCCAAGGUUUGCUGCUUGGCUCACGAGAAAGGGCCCCUCUCCGGUUCUCGCCCUUCGCUUCCCUCAUCUCCCAUCUGCUACAGUUGCGCCUCCGUGAACCCCAAGGCCGCGUGCAGUCUGCGAUGCUAUUUUGAUCCAGUGGGUUUGUGCAAAUCGAUGGCCGCGUGAGUUCCUCCUUCCUCGUGCCCCCAUAAAUCCCUCAAUACUCACCCAUUUCCUGAUUGUGCGCCCAACACGAAACCCUAUUUUCCAUCUUCUUCAAUUUUCAAAUCGGACAAAAUUGGUCCGCCGAGCGUGAAGUCCUACAGUCCACUGGCAGUAUUGUUGAGUCGAUGUAGUGUGCAACGUCGUUUCCGAGUGCGUAGGAGUUGUCUCCGGUACCGGUCUUCCCGUCUUCGUUACCGUCGGCGAACUUGGCUGCCAGAACCGUCGGACUCACGGUUGGGGGUUAUCGAAGCAGAGCAUCAGCACUCCUCUGUCGGCUCAAACACGAUGCCAAGAGGGGGCAAUGAUGAGGACACGACUCUUCAUUGGAAUCAAAAGCAGAAGGAGGAGUUGUUGCAACUCCUAGCAGAGUAUAACCGUAACUACCAUGGUCGGAAACCGGUCCAGAAAAAUUGGGAAGAUUGGGCUACUAAGCUACAAAAACAUUUUAAGGAUCCAGUUACGGCGGCCAAGGUUCAACAGAUGCGAGUGCGUCUAAAAGGCAAGUUUGAUAAGGAGGUUAUACUACGUACAACCACAGGCCUUGGUUGGGAUCCUGUGACAGGCGCAGUGACUUGUACGGACGAGUAUUGGGAAGAUUUUGCUAAGAACAAGAAGUGGGCUAAUGCUGCGAAGAAGCAUCCCCUUAAAAAUUUUGACUUGUACUACGAGGCCUUUGGUAGUACCCGUGCAUGUGGUGAAUUUGCGGUGGGAUUGGAAAAUCCCACCACCGCGCACGUAGACACAACUCCAAUCCCGGCUGAAGAAGGUGAAGGGGGGGCGACGUCGCAUUCUGCUAGGAAGGGCUUGAAUGUUGCAUCCACCUCUAAGGCAAUUGGUAAGAAAUCUGGACGCAGUCAGAAACGUCCGGUUGGCGAUCCAGAAGCAAGGGCACUACUUGGACGACUUGUAGCCUCUAUAGAAAGUAAGAAUAGUAGCAGGGCUACCAGUUCCAGCGCUUCUCAGAACCCUGCGACCCCUACCACUCUGCGGCAGUGUACAGCGAUUGUGAAGGAAAUGGAUCUUGAAGAUGACACUGUCAUAAUAUUCUUAGAGGCCAUUGGGUGGUUUCCACACAUGCAGCAACUCUUUUUGGAUAUGACAGAGACGCAAAGGGUUGGUUUCGUGAUGAGAACCGUUACCUCUAAAACGAGUCAAUCUACCCAAUCUUGCACCAUGCCCCCUCCAUCCAUGGCUUCCAACUUCAUGCAGCCCCCUAUAUAUCAAAACUUCAUGCCGACACCCAACUUUUACCAACAACCGCCAAUCUAUGGCCAACAACCUCCUACCUUUGGCCAACCACAAGUUGUAAUGUGGAACGGAGGGCCUUCGAACGCGUCGCCUGACAACACAAUAGACGAUGACUCAGAUGAUGACUAUGAGACAGCAGGUGUCGCGGCUAUGCUCUGGUAUUACCAAACCUACGUUGAGAGACCCCCGCCUCAACCUAAGCACACCUCCGCGUUCACAGGUAUUAUGCGUGUUGAUUACUUGCUUGAUGGUCAUGAGGACGUAAUUCGGAAUAAGAUUAGGAUGGGCAGUGACUGUUUUAAGCGACUGAGUUCACUCUUAGAACUUAAGGGAUAUCUGAGACCCACUAGGAAUAUGAACGUGGACGAGCAGCUUUUUAUCUUUCUAUACAUUGUGUCCCAAAGCCAAAGCAAUAGGGAAUCGCAGGAUCAAUGGCAGCAUUCUGGAUCCACAAUUUCCAAAUACUUCGAGGCUGUAUUGGCGGCAAUAUAUAACCCGCGGCAUGAUUUCAUAACACCCCCGAAUUUUAACAUUAUUGAUCCAAUCAUUGCUGCGAGUGGAAGCAAGUAUUUGCCAUGGUUUAAGAAUUGUGUUGGAGCUCUCGACGGGACUCACGUCCCUUGUGUUCCACCAUCAGGUAACCCCGAAGUAUGGAGGAAUAGGAAGGGUUUUUACUCCCAAAAUGUGUUAGGGGUAUGUUCAUUUGACAUGAAGUUUACCUACAUAUUAGCUGGAUGGGAGGGAUCGGCACAUGAUGCGCGCGUUCUUUCAUCCGUAGUGGGGGUACGAGAAAAAAAGUUCCCAACUCCACCGCCCGGUAAAUACUACCUUGUAGACUCUGGCUACGCGAACAACGAUUGUUUCUUGGCGCCGUACCGGGGGAGCACAUAUCACCUUCAAGAGUAUAGGGCAAGACGUGGGCGUCCUCGAACUCAGCGUGAGUUGUUCAAUUACACGCAUUCGUCCCUAAGAAAUGCUAUUGAGCGCACUUUUGGUGUUUGGAAAGCAAGGUUCCGCAUACUCAAGUGCAUAAAUAAUUACCCAAUAGAGAAACAGAUACAAAUUCCUAUUGCUUGUGCUGUGCUUCACAAUUUCAUACAUAUGUACAACAAUAACGAUGAGCUACUGCACCAGUACACACGAGACGGAGUUCCAGUUUUUGAAAUUGAUCCAGAAAAUGCAGAUCAAGAUGUUAAUCAGAAUCACAAUCCUGAUCGCGGAACGGAACAAAAUCAGAACUCCGCACAUCGUAGACAAAUGAAUAUUUUGAGGGACGAGAUGGCAGCUAGCAUGUGGGCGGCAUUGGAAGCAUAUCGCAAUCGGUAGUUACAUAUUUGUUCCGCAAUUUUGACUACCGUAUUUAUUUUACAAUACGUUGUAAUGAACUUAUGGACGUUUCUGUUAUUUAUGUAUAUAGGUGUAUUAAUGUGUAGUCAAAAAAUCCAUGUCAAUACUUGCAAAAUUUUAGAGUUAUGU